GGAGGAAGCUUAUUUAUGAAAAAGCUAAGCAUUACCACAAGGAAUACAGGCAGAUGUGCAGAAGAGAAGAAAAAGGAGGUUCCUGCUGUGCCAGAAACCCUUAAGAAAAAGCGAAAGAAUUUCGCAGAGCUUAAGAUCAAGCGCCUGAGAAAGAAGUUUGCCCAAAAGAUGCUUCGAAAGGCAAGGAGGAAGCUUAUUUAUGAAAAAGCUAAGCAUUACCACAAGGAAUACAGGCAGAUGUACAGAACCGAAAUUCGAAUGGCUAGGAUGGCACGGAAAGCUGGCAACUUCUAUGUACCCGCGGAACCCAAAUUGGCAUUUGUCAUCAGGAUCAGAGGUAUCAACGGUGUGAGCCCAAAGGUUCGAAAGGUGCUGCAGCUCCUUCGCCUCCGGCAGAUCUUCAAUGGCACCUUUGUGAAGCUCAACAAGGCAUCAAUUAACAUGCUGAGAAUUGUGGAGCCAUACAUUGCAUGGGGGUACCCAAAUCUGAAGUCUGUAAAUGAAUUGAUCUACAAGCGUGGUUAUGGCAAAAUCAACAAAAAGCGAAUUGCCCUGACAGACAACACAUUGAUUGCUCGAUCUCUUGGGAAAUACGGAAUCAUCUGCAUGGAGGAUCUGAUUUAUGAGAUCUAUACUGUUGGAAAACGUUUCAAAGAAGCAAACAACUUCCUGUGGCCCUUUAAAUUGUCUUCUCCACGAGGUGGAAUGAAGAAAAAGACUACCCAUUUUGUAGGAGGUGGAGAUGCUGGCAACAGGGAAGACCAGAUCAACAGGCUUAUUAGAAGGAUGAACUAAGGUAUCUACCAGGAUUAUUUUUGUAACCUGGUCCAUUAAUAAACAAUUGAAACAAAU
Messenger RNA from Cervus elaphus (red deer), 852 nucleotides. Its product is annotated as 60S ribosomal protein L7-like. The transcript has 2 exons. The record is from RefSeq and is a predicted model, not a curated record. Gene Ontology annotation, biological process: maturation of LSU-rRNA from tricistronic rRNA transcript (SSU-rRNA, 5.8S rRNA, LSU-rRNA). Lineage: Eukaryota; Metazoa; Chordata; Mammalia; Artiodactyla; Cervidae. Gene Ontology annotation, molecular function: RNA binding; structural constituent of ribosome. The coding region runs from base 16 to 795 and encodes 259 amino acids. Gene Ontology annotation, cellular component: cytosolic large ribosomal subunit.